CAGUUCGCAAAUGUAAACCGCAAACAGCUCCGGUCCUGACCUCGCCAUCGCCAUCUCUCCAGUCUCCACCAAAUCGGCAAAUCUUCCCCCAUCUUCUCGGCCAUGGCGUCCGCGGCGGCGGAGAAGGGGAAGGCUCCGGCCGACACAGAGCAGACGGCGGCGGCGACCGCCGCGCGGCUCGCGGCGGAGUGGACCACGUGGGCGAUGAAGAACGCGAAGGUAGUGGCCCACUACGGAUUCAUCCCGCUCGUCAUCCUCAUCGGCAUGAACUCCGAGCCCAAGCCCCGCCUCGCCCAGCUCCUCUCCCCAAUCUAGGGGUCCUAGCUCAAUUCUCGCCAGCUGCUAUUCGGCUGUUCCUCACCACGACCCGCGUGGAUGCGCGUCUAUUGGAUACGGCAACCUGUAUUGCAUUUCUUCUACAUAAUUUUAGUUCCUUUCUGUUUGAAUGUUUGUUAAUUUUGGGUCUCCCCAAAUAGCUACUGAUGAGAGUUAAGACUUUGAGUUGCAAUUAAUUACAAAUACUGGUAUUAUAUGUGUGUUACGGUGUAGUUUACUUUGGUGAACCUGUUAUUGUGUUAUACAACAGUCUACAUUGCGAGCUUAAUGGAUCACUGCAUUUUACUUA
Oryza sativa Japonica Group (Japanese rice) is the source of this 625-nucleotide messenger RNA. RefSeq names its product mitochondrial import receptor subunit TOM7-1. Gene Ontology annotation, cellular component: mitochondrial outer membrane translocase complex. Gene Ontology annotation, biological process: protein import into mitochondrial matrix. NCBI's taxonomy places the organism in Eukaryota, Viridiplantae, Streptophyta, Magnoliopsida, Poales, Poaceae. The record is from RefSeq and is a predicted model, not a curated record.